Anneissia japonica is the source of this 1723-nucleotide messenger RNA. Its product is annotated as coiled-coil domain-containing protein 63-like. The transcript is spliced from 9 exons. Gene Ontology annotation, biological process: cilium movement; outer dynein arm assembly. Lineage: Eukaryota; Metazoa; Echinodermata; Crinoidea; Comatulida; Comatulidae. Bases 5 to 1723 code for a protein of 572 amino acids. Gene Ontology annotation, cellular component: axoneme. The record is from RefSeq and is a predicted model, not a curated record.
GAACAUGAAUAGACCUGGAAGCCGAAGGUCUGACAUCAGCGAGCCAGAUAAUGAUUGCUUGGCGGAGAUUGAACUAUCUCGUCUGCAGCGGCAGUACAGGCUACUGGAGAAUGACAGGAAGGCUUACUUUGAAGAAUCACAAAAUCUAGUCAGAAAACAAAAGGUUCACCUUGAGUCGCUGAAAGAGGAAAGCAAGGAGAUUGAGACUAACUUACAGCUAGCAAGUAGUGUUACUAACGAAAAGAAAGACAGAGCGUAUUCCGAAAAGAUACAUUCGCUUGUAGACGAUCAUGAUGAAUAUUUGAAUUUGAUAGAGAUGGAGAAGAAGUCUAUUAAGGAAUUAGACAAAGAGAUUUUAACCAUAGAGACAAAAGUAAAUGAGCAAUACAAAAAUUUAGGGAGCUGCAGCCGCAGUCAAGCACGCCACAUCUCGACACAUAAACGUCUUCGAAUUCUAGAGAAUCGGCUCUAUAAGGCAACUGUCGGGUUUAACGAGAUGCUGGGUUCAAAUGCAGAGCUUCGUUGCAGUAUUGACCACUUAACACAGGACCGUCAUAUAUUUGAAUCGCUGUACAAAAAACUGUUAAAGGAGCAACAACAUAUCAAGCGAGAGAUGAAUGACGUUAUUCAGCAGUCAACUGCAGCUUACGAUGCCAGGGAUGAAGCACAGACAAAGAUGAUGGCACUGCGUGACAGGAGCGAGAAGGAGCAAGCACAGUACAACCUAGAACUUAAGGAGCUGCAUCGAAUCAUCGACCACGACAGAAAGCUGAAAGAAUUCAUGGCCAUCAAGGCACAGGAAAGGAUCGAAAUAAAAGCCAUUGAAGCAGCCAAAUGCAAAAAGAAAGACGAUGAAAAAUCAAACACAAGAAUUCACGAAGAAGAGAUGAAAUCGUUAGAUGCCAUAUUUGAGAGAAUAAAAGAGGUAACGGGAGAAAAAGAUCUGGACGCGUUAGUGCGCAAAUUCAUAGACAACGAAAACAAGAAUUUUGCGCUGUUCAACUACGUCAACGAACUGAACAACGAAGUAGAGAUGCUUCAAGAUCAAAUCCACGGCAUUGAGCAAGACAUUGCCAGCUUCAAAAAACAAGGCAUGAAACUUGAUAAAAAUAGGCAUGCCAUAAUGAAGGAUUUAGAAGCUAAAUGUACCGAGAAAACAAAAGAGGGCGACGCCAGUGAAACGAAAUUAAAACACUUGAACAAGUCUUUGGGCCAGAUGAAAAGUGCCAUUUUGAGCCUGUUUCGCAAGGCAGAGUGUGAUGAAUCCACGAUUACCGAGAUGUUGGGUUCAGUAGCUGGAAUCAGCGACAAAAACGUCAUGUUGUACUUAGGCAGUAUCGAACAGAAAGUCAGCGAUCUGCUGCUCUCCCAGAGCUACCUGCAAUAUAAGUCGACUGAGAAAACUAAGCAAGAGGCAGCAGCUGCACAGGCUCAGCAGACUAGUAGCAUUUGCAACGCCAAGUUAAUAAGUCGUCCACAGAUCGACGUCAGUAUCGUUCCGCCAUCGCUUGAUGAUAGCAUCGACAGUGAUGAUGAUCUCAGUUCGAUACUUGAUGGGACUGGUGAAGUCCAACCACUGACAGAGGAAGAACUAAGGCGCAGGACUGUUAAGAUUGUAAAAAGACGUCAAGAAACCGUUGCAUCAAAAGUUGGGAAAACGACAGAAAACGGUGUUCAAAAUAACAAACAAACCGCUGGGUCCGGAGAUAAAGCUAAAACAUAA